AUGGAAUAAUUAUAAAGAUAACCAGCUAAAUAACUUUAUUUUACAACUGAAUUGUUUAAAAAUAAAUUUAUAACAGAAAAAGAAAAAAUUCAAUUAAAAGAAUUUAUUAUUGCAUAAGAUGAUUUUUUAACAUCUUAUUUUGAUUAAUAUGAAAGAAAUGAUAUUACAGAAUAAGAAUUAAGAGAAGUAUUUUUAUUAAUUUAUAUUAUUUAGAAAUUAAUUAAAUUAGUUAGAACAGACUAUUUCAAAGACACUAAAUUUAAAUAAAAUUGA
Messenger RNA from Paramecium pentaurelia, 273 nucleotides. The record is from the annotation of a GenBank genome assembly. Lineage: Eukaryota; Ciliophora; Oligohymenophorea; Peniculida; Parameciidae.